CUCGGAGGCGCGGAUUGGACAAGACAUCUCGUGAGGAAUGCGAGUUCUCGCGGGAACAAUUUUCAAAAAGAACCCCGGCUCUUUAGCAGUGGUUCAGCUGAAUGAACAGAAUUAUAACCAAGAGAAGUAUGCCCUACAAAGAGAAGUUGAGCUCAGGAGUCGGAUGUUGGAAAGUUUGAGCUGUGAAUGUGAAACUGUGAAACAACAGCAGAAGACGCAGCUGGAGCAGCUGGAAAUGCAGCUGAACAGAAGCCACAGGCGGGAAGUGAGCGGCCUGAAAAACAAGAAUCCUUGAGCUCGAUCUGAUUGUCAGAGAUGAAGAUGGAAACAUACUGGACCCUGAUAACACCAGCAUCAUCAGCUUGUUCCAUGCUCAUGAGGAGGCUACUGAAAAGAUCACAGAGCGCAUCAAAGUAGAAAUGGUGAGCUUUGUUCUGGAGGCUUUGCCCAAGCAAAGCUGGCAUUUAGCACAUCCUAAACUUAAAAUAGGCCAGUGGACUGCACUGUGUCAUUCAAAGGGCCAUCUGUCCUACAACCUGAGAUGAUCGGUAAUAAUGCAGGCUUUAUUAAGUUUGUGUACUUGGAUCUGUAAGUCAUUAGGCAUGCAUCCCACAAGUAGUUAAAUGCCAGGCAUGUUUCCCAGUCUCGGAGCUUUUAGGUUCUAGAGUAAAGAAGAGAAGAAAGGUAGCAAAAUGUAAAUUAAUUAGUUAAAAAAUUGCAGCUAACAAUAAAAUACAAUAAAGUAGACACUGUGAGUCAGGGGUUGCUCUAAGAGGUUUG
Messenger RNA from Peromyscus leucopus (white-footed mouse), 780 nucleotides. Its product is annotated as protein Spindly-like. Lineage: Eukaryota; Metazoa; Chordata; Mammalia; Rodentia; Cricetidae. The coding region runs from base 38 to 295 and encodes 85 amino acids. The transcript is spliced from 3 exons. The record is from RefSeq and is a predicted model, not a curated record.